This is a messenger RNA of Mugil cephalus (flathead mullet), 1611 nucleotides long. It is a transcript of the gene lysmd2, whose product is annotated as LysM, putative peptidoglycan-binding, domain containing 2. The coding region runs from base 219 to 866 and encodes 215 amino acids. The transcript has 3 exons. The record is from RefSeq and is a predicted model, not a curated record. NCBI's taxonomy places the organism in Eukaryota, Metazoa, Chordata, Actinopteri, Mugiliformes, Mugilidae.
CGUCCUUACGUCAACGUAGCGGCUCUAUGACAAAAGCGAGCUGUGAGGCAGUGGUUCCCCUUAAACAUGUCUCUUACCCCCUGGGCUGACAUGCCUCAUAUGACCCAGGAGGGAAAUGCCUCUGCCUCCUAAACCAGCGGCGUACUUUAUUUGAACGAACCUCCUGGAGCGGGUAAACAAAACAGAGGCCGGCGGGCGCCUUAUUUAUCCAAGAGAAGAUGGCGGAGUUCUCGCCCGUCCUGCCGAUGCGGGAUGGAGGAGGAGGACGAUUCGCCCAGCCCAUCUUCCCUCGGUCCAGGUCCGGUUCCGAGUCAGAGAGCGAGCUGUCCCAGAGCCUGGCCCGGACCAAGAUCCGCUCCUAUGGAAGCACGGCCAGCGUCACGGCCUCUUUGGGGGAGAAAUACAUAGAGCAUCGGGUUACAGACAGUGAUACUCUGCAAGGGAUUGCUCUUAAAUACGGUGUUACGAUGGAGCAAAUCAAGAGAGCCAACAAGCUGUUCAGCAACGACUGCAUCUUCUUGAAGAACAGCCUCAACAUCCCCGUGGUGUCCGAGAAGCGCUACGUAUUUAACGGACUGUCUCUGGAGUCUCCCGACGGAGACUGCGAAGCGGCGUGCCAAGAGGAAGGCGUGCCUUGCGUCGUCGCGCAGGACAUCGAGGGACCCUCGCCGCCCUCCUCCCCGCCCCCCGACGACUCCAAGCCUCCGCAGAUUCAGCCGGAGGAGCUGUCAGCCAAAGACUUCUUACACAGACUGGACUUGCAAAUUAAACAGUCAAAGCAGGCGGCGCGCAGGCUGAAGGAAGAGGAAGUAAGGAGCGCCGAGGAGAACUUCACGGCCCCCGCGACGUCGUACCAGGAGAUCUAGAGGACCAGUCUGUUUCUCACCUGUCUCAGUCACACCUGCCCGUACGCUCAAACACUGCUGCGACACCUUACUGCUUUACUUCUUCCUUGUUUUUUGUUGUUGUGUUUACCGAACCGCGUUCAACAUGUGUCAUGUUUGCCUUUUUAAUUUAUUUAAAUGCAAUUAUCUCAAAUGUAUAUUUGGUAUUAUUGUUUUGUAAAACUUGGUUUUUUUUUUUUUUUUUUUUUGCUGGCUGACUAAAAACCCUCAGAGCAGUGGCGUCUGGUGUAAAUAGCGUCUGGGUACAUGCGCUCAUCACACGCUUCCCGCUGUACAGAACCCACCCGCCGCAUACGUCCACGCCCGCGCACACAGAGCGCUCAGCAAAUCGGGAUUAGCUCGUCCUAACUUGCUAACAGCUUCUGAUGCACUAAAUCUCCUCCUAGAAUAGGAUCAUCGGAAACUUAUGUUCAGGCCUUCCUCAUCAGUGUUUACCCCGUAUGAGCUCACCCCCGAGCGGAGGCGGUGGACGGACUCAAGCCUUCGAUAAAAACACCCCGUCUGCCUCAGAGGAUUGUUUUUUUGUUUUAUGUUUUUUUUGUUUUUUAGGAAUAGAAGAAGGGACUGCUCUCUAUUUUUGAUGUGUGAAUGCAUUAUUUAUGUGUGUGGAGAACUGUCUGUAGCAGCUGUUUUUUGUGUGUGUGUGUGUGUGCUUCUAAAAUUCUGUUGGUUUUGUUGGGGAAAAUAAAUGCGUAUUUUAGCCAGG